UGACUGGAGUGGAGGGGCUCCCCAGCACCGACUCAAGGGUUCAUCCCCCAGGAGAAAAACAUACAAACUUCAGGUCGACAUGAUGGUCCUGAAAGUAGAAGAGCUGGUAACAGGGAAGAAGAAUGGCAGUGGGGAGACUGGGGAGUUCCUUCCUGAGGAUUUCAGAGAUGGACAGUAUGAAGCGGCUGUUACUUUAGAGAAACAAGAGGACCUGAAAACACUUCCAGCCCACUUUGUGAGCCUGGGGGAGCAACAGUGGAAAAUUGAGAAAGAGCGAGAGGCAGAGCUCAAGAAGAAAAAACUAGAACAAAGAUCAAAGCUUGAAAAUUUAGAAGAUCUGGAAAUCAUCAUUCAACUGAAGAAAAGGAAAAAAUACAGGAAAGCGAAAGUUCCCAUUGUGAAGGAACCAGAACCGGAAAUCAUCACAGAACCUGUGGAUGUAUCUAGGUUUCUGAAGGCUGCCCUGGAGAAUAAACUGCCAGUAGUAGAAAAAUUCUUGUCAGACAAGAACAAUCCAGAUGUCUGUGAUGAGUAUAAACGGACAGCUCUUCAUAGAGCAUGCUUAGAAGGACAUUUGGCAAUCGUGGAGAAGCUAAUGGAAGCUGGAGCCCAGAUUGAAUUCCGUGACAUGCUUGAAUCCACAGCCAUCCACUGGGCAAGCCGUGGAGGAAACCUGGAUGUCUUAAAACUGUUGCUGAACAAAGGAGCAAAAAUCAAUGCCCGGGAUAAGCUGCUCAGCACAGCACUGCACGUGGCAGUGAGGACCGGCCACUACGAGUGCGCGGAGCAUCUCAUCGCGUGUGAGGCGGACCUCAACGCCAAAGACCGGGAAGGAGAUACCCCCCUGCACGACGCCGUGAGACUGAAUCGGUACAAGCUGAUCCGACUCCUGAUCAUGUAUGGUGCCGACCUCAAUGUCAAGAACUGUGCUGGGAAGACCCCGAUGGACCUGGUGCUACACUGGCAGAACGGAACCAAAGCAAUAUUUGACAGCCUCAAAGAGAACUCCUACAAAGCCUCUCGCAUAGCGACCUUCUGAGAAAAACGACAGACUCCCCCAUCGGGGUGCUCUUCCCCGGCAAUUUGAAAGCACCGCCCCAAAGAGCCACUCGUCAUGAAAUCCUGUUUCUGUUUAUCCACCUGUGGUAAAGCUGCACCCGGUGAUGGUUUGAGAAAGCACAGGGAUAGAGAGCGUGCCGUCUCCCUUAGUGAAACUCACUCUAAUUGUAUUUAUUCUCGUUUAUUUAUUUAUUUAUUUACUUCAAGACCACUGGUAUUCAGACCCUUCCUGAUCGUCCAUUUACGAACAAGCUUAGUGUGUAUGUAAUACAUCAGAGCCUUCCUAUGGAUAGUUCUUAAGCCGUGUUAACCAGCAACGCUGCCAGCGCCUACUUAGGGGUCACCCGUAAGAUGUUUCAAGGGGUUUUUGAAAGACAAAGGGGGUUAUUGCAGCCUUCUUUUCCCCUCAGUUUUAGUGUGGGAGUGUGAGGCCAUGGAAGGCCUGCAGUGACAGGAAAGGAAGCAGAUGGAAGUGACUCUGCGAGGACAGUAAAGCCGGCCAUCUGACGCCUGGGCCUGUAUUUCUCAGCAAGUCGCGUGCUGUACGUACCAAGGUGAAGAGAAAGUGUUGAGUGUAAGUGGAGAGCAGUGCAAGGAGCGGGCCACUGGGCCAGGCAGAACUGAGUUUGCUCAAAAGAGAUGAAAAUUAACUGCGAAUUGUAAAUGUGUAAAUGUAUAUUAUGUUGUACGUACAUUUUAUAUUCAUAAUAAAAGCAAAUUCUAAACCUC
Camelus dromedarius (Arabian camel) is the source of this 1788-nucleotide messenger RNA. It is a transcript of the gene ANKRD1, whose product is annotated as ankyrin repeat domain 1. The transcript has 9 exons. Bases 80 to 1039 code for a protein of 319 amino acids. Lineage: Eukaryota; Metazoa; Chordata; Mammalia; Artiodactyla; Camelidae. Gene Ontology annotation, molecular function: protein binding. The record is from RefSeq and is a predicted model, not a curated record.